CUCUAAAAAGAAAUGACCAAAGAGAAAUAUCACCUAUUGAGGCAUUUCUUCAAACAACUGGUGAAUAGUUUGAUGGAUUGGUUCUAAGAACAGAACAUGUUAUGUUGUAAGUAUCCAGGAUGACGACUGGCAUGGUGACUGCAAUACUCGAAGACUCGGUUGUGAUUGAUAAUGGAGUUUUCCAACUGACGCUGUCAAAUCCAGGAGGAAUUAUCAGGGGCAUACAGUAUCAUGGAAUUGAAAAUUUGCUAGAACUUAACAACAAAGACCUGAAUGGCGGGUACCUGACAUUCUUGUUGUUCAAACUGUUUUGGGACCUUAAUUGGAGUGAAGCAGGGAGUACCAAAACGAGGGGAAAAUUUGAUACAAUUGAAGGGACAAGCUUGAGAGUUAUUGUAGAAACUGAGGAGCAAGUAGAGCUUUCGUUCACAAGAACAUGGGAUCCAUCAGUCCAAGGAGAACAAGCUCCUUUAACUAUAGACAGGAGGUUUGUGAUGCUUCGAGGAUCAACAGGAUUCUACUCUUAUGCCAUUUUUGAACAUUCAGAGGACUUUCCUGGUUUCAACCUUAACACCACAAGGAUUGCAUUCAUGCUCAGAAAAGACAAGUUUCAUUACAUGGCCAUAGCAGAUGACAGGCAAAGAUAUAUGCCCCUGCCAGAUGAUCGGUUACCAGGAAGAGGUCAACAGCUGGCUUACCCAGAAGCAGUUCUCCUUGUUGAUCCCGUGGAGCCCGAAUUUAAAGGAGAAGUGGAUGACAAAUACCAAUACUCAUGUGAGAACAAAGAUAAUCAGGUGCAUGGAUGGAUAUGUUUUGACCCGCCUGUGGGUUUUUGGCAAAUUACACCAAGCAAUGAAUUCCGUAAUGGAGGACCCUUCAAACAAGACCUGACCUCCCACGUGAAUCCUACCACCCUUGCGAUAUUUGUUACAUCGCAUUACGCAGGAGAGGAUCUGAUACUAAAAUUUCAACCUGGAGAAAUAUGGAAGAAAGUUUUUGGCCCAGUUUUUAUCUAUCUCAAUUCUGUGUCAGAUGCAAAUGAUGCAUUUUCACUUUGGUCCGAUGCCAAAGAACAGAUGAAGAAAGAAGUGGAGUCAUGGCCCUACAGUUUUGUAGCCUCAGAUGAUUUUCCUAACUCUAAUCAGAGGGGUGCAGUAAGGGGUAAAAUGCUUGUACAUGACAGGUGUAUUAGCAAAGAUGCUAUACCGGCUAAAGCAGCCUAUGUUGGCUUGGCCCCUCCAGGAGAUGAUGGAUCUUGGCAAAGAGAAUCUAAGGGGUAUCAAUUUUGGACUACUGCUGAUGAAAAUGGCUACUUUGCCAUUAAUGAUAUACGUACUGCUGACUAUAAUCUGUAUGCAUGGGUGCCUGGGUUUAUUGGAGAUUACAAGUGCGAAAUAGUAUUAACCAUAACUCCAGGUUGUGACAUUGAUGUUGGUGAGCUUACAUAUGAGCCUCCAAGAAAUGGUCCCACAUUGUGGGAAAUUGGCAUCCCAGAUCGUACUGCUGCUGAAUUUUAUGUUCCAGAUCCCAACCCAAUGUACAUCAAUAAACUAUAUGUAAAUCAUCCAGACAGGUUUAGACAAUAUGGAUUAUGGGAAAGAUAUACUGAUUUAUAUCCAGAUAAAGAUUUAGUAUACACCGUGGGUGUCAGUGACUAUAGAAAAGAUUGGUUCUACGCUCAGGUUACAAGGAGAAUUGGUGACAAUUCAUACAAGAGCACAACAUGGCAAAUAAAAUUCAACAUUAUCACUGUGGAUGAAGGUGGAACCUACACAUUGCGGUUGGCACUUGCAUCGGCCCACAAUUCUGAGUUACAGGUCCGGGUCAAUGAUUCUGAUGCUGAUCCUCCCUUAUUUUCAACUGGGGUAAUUGGAGCAGACAAUGCAAUUGCUAGGCAUGGAAUUCAUGGCAUAUAUUGGUUGUUUAAUGUGGAUAUACCAGCUGCUCAACUCAUGCAGGGGGAAAAUACCAUAUAUCUAACACAAGCAAAGAGUAGUAGCCCCUUCCAAGGUAUUAUGUAUGACUACCUUCGUCUGGAAGGUCCAUCACCCAUUAAUUCCUACACUUGAAGGGACUUAUAUAGGUUGUUAGAAUGUUGCAAAUUCAUUCAAAAAUACCCUCUCCACUGAUGGGAUGAGCUGUGUAAGUACUAUAUUUCAUUUAAGCAUCCUAUUUCGUAUA
Messenger RNA from Sesamum indicum (sesame), 2181 nucleotides. The record is from RefSeq and is a predicted model, not a curated record. NCBI's taxonomy places the organism in Eukaryota, Viridiplantae, Streptophyta, Magnoliopsida, Lamiales, Pedaliaceae.